Pocillopora verrucosa is the source of this 438-nucleotide messenger RNA. The record is from RefSeq and is a predicted model, not a curated record. NCBI's taxonomy places the organism in Eukaryota, Metazoa, Cnidaria, Anthozoa, Scleractinia, Pocilloporidae.
GGGGGAAUUAAAAACAUGUCAGAACAACAUUCAGGAUGUGAUGCAUCUCUAAGCACCACAGGGAAUACUGGGUACUCCUCGUCAUUGGGGUCAGGAGGAACUAGCGGAAACGGAGGAGGUAGCGCUGGUAAUAGGCCAGGUGGCGGCGGCGGCGGCUUUUAUGGUAAUGGGGGAGGAGGAGGUAAAGGUGGCAAAGGAUUUCUCAAUGGUGGAAAGGGUGGAACGUAUCACGGUGGGUUCGGAGGUGGCGGCGGAAAUCCAGCUUACUAUGGGGGAGCUGGCGGCGGUGGAGGUUACUCUGGGGGAGCUGGAUGUGUUAAUGAAGAUCCCUCUUGUGGUGGUGGAGGAGGAUCUUUUAACAGUGGAACAAAUCAGGAAAAUGAAUGUUGUUAUAAUACGGCUGGAAAUGGUAAAGUGACUAUCACCUUUAUCGAGUGA